GAACAAGCUGGGGGAGGAGAAGAGAAAGGAGACAAACUAGGUUUACACCUCUGCACUGUUUCCUCUAUCAUCAGUCUCCCGACUCUGUGGAAGGGAACAAUGGUACCAAGAUCUCCCAGACCCCUGGAUCAUCUAACAGCACUCAGGCCAAUGUAACGAUUCCCUCCACCCCAUGUAAAUGCCCCAUCACUACUGCCUCGACCCCUCCAACCCAGCCUCAGCCUCAGCCUCCCCCACUCAGACUGGGGGUUCUUAAAGCAAAUUGGAAUGGAGCCUGCGAGGGGAACCUACAGAUGACUUAUUUUAACAUGAACUCAUCAACACCUUUGCCAAACGGCUUUUCUGAAAGCGUAAAACGUCUUGGAUGGUCGGGAUUGUGUAAGCGAAAGGGUUGUGGAGGCAAUCUGCAGUGGAAAGAGAUAAAAAUCCCCAAACGUCCCAACAGAGAUUCUGGAGAGGCGACCGAGCAACCCAUGGACAUCAUUGCCUUCCAGUGUACUGUGGUCCCAGAUCCUGAGCUGGUGGGUUACAAGGUGGUGGUUUCCAUCUUCUGUGUCCUGGUAUUGGUGGUGCUGAUACUUCGAUUUGGACGGCCCUCCCUUAAGGCCUUCCGUAAGAAAAUGUCAGACAGGAGACAGAGUCGGUGGAUCGGGCCUACACAGAGUCAAAGUGUCUCCUACCAUAGGGGAAAGGCUGGAAUCCAACUUAACGACAAAACAGAUAAAAGAACGUCCUUCCCUGGAUUGGAGAGACUGACGGUGAACAACAGCCGAGAACCUUCGUCUAACAGGAACAGUGACUAUGACUCGUAUAACUUAUAGUCAUCGUCAUCAAUGCCAUAUUUUACAUUCACACUAUGAACCACUGUACAUGUGUUCGUUAUAUUUUGUUAUAUAUUUUUUACCAAAAAUGUUCAAUUUUGUAUACCUAAUAAUAAUGUUUCGUACUUGUAUGUUAUUCAAGCGUUUGCUUUUAUUGUGUAACUUUAACCAUGCGGUUGAAUAAAACAUUUGGACAGAUUGUA
Molecule: messenger RNA, 1024 nt
Organism: Esox lucius (northern pike)
Lineage: Eukaryota; Metazoa; Chordata; Actinopteri; Esociformes; Esocidae
Gene: cd5
Exons: 6
Coding region: 294-821 (175 amino acids)
Source: RefSeq, a predicted model, not a curated record